AUGAAGACGCCGACUGCUCUCCUCGCCCUCGCUCUGCUCGCAGAGGGCGCCGUUCCUGGAUCGCGCGUCGAUUCGUCCUCGCACGCGAGGGAGAAGCGCGACGGCAAAACCUUCAGCGUGGCCCAAAUCCCCAACAAGAACUUCCAGGGUCUCGACGUGCCGACAGCCUUUAUAAAGGCGCAUUUGAGAUAUGGCAAGUCGCUGCCACCACAGCUCAUGCGCGCAGUCAAAAAGAACCCGGCGCUCAUGACUAAGUUCAUGGCCCUCUCGCCCCAAGUCGGAGAAAGCGGUACAGUGCAGGCUACUCCGGCCGCGACGUACGACUCGGAAUAUGUCGUGCCCGUCGGCUUUGGUACCCCGCCGCAGACCAUCAACGUCAACCUGGAUACGGGCUCCGCAGACUUAUGGGUUUUCUCGUCCAAGACGGCCAAGGAGAGCGUCAAUCGCCAGACAUUAUAUCUUCCAGAGGAUUCGUCAACAGCGAAACUCCAGCAAAACUAUACAUGGCAGAUCAAGUAUGGUGACGAGUCUGGCGCGUCGGGUAUUGUAUACAAGGAUCGGGUGCAGAUUGGACAAACGUACUUUGACCAACAAGCCGUGGAGGCUGCUGUCACUGUCUCUCCAGAGAUUGCGGCGGAUUCUUUCGCGUCGGGGAUCCUGGGCCUGUCCAUGUCCCGGGCGAAUACUGUCAAGCCCGAAGCGCAGCUCACAUACAUGGACAAUAUCCAGAAGGACCUAGCGCAGCCUCUCUUCACAUCCAACCUGAAAAGGCAGCAGCCGGGCAACUACAAUUUUGGCUACAUCAACCAGUCAGAGUACAAGGACCAGAUCCAGUACGCCAAGAUCGACCCGCAGUCGCCAUACUGGAAGAUUUCCCUCACGGGAUACCAGGUGGGCAACAACACCAACGACCUCAAAUCGUAUGCGUGGAACGCCAUUGUCGACACGGGCACUUCGCUGCUGCUGGUACCCGAAGAGAUGCUCAAAGCCUACUGGAACAAAGUGCCAGGCGCUACCCUCGAUGACAAGGGCAUGUACUUGUAUCCGUGUGCGCAAACGCCACCCGACUUUUGGUUUGCCAUCGGGCAGUACCGCGGAUUCGUCCCAGGCGCGUACAUCAACUAUGGCAAGGUCAACGAUACCACGUGUUUUGGCGGCAUCCAGACCUCAGACAAGAUCGGGUUCGCGAUCCUGGGAGAUGUACUGAUCAAGGCGCAGUUUGUGGUAUUUGACCUCGGCGCGAUGACGGUUGGGUUUGCCAACAAGAACCUCAACAUCGCGCCGAGGGGCUAA
Purpureocillium takamizusanense is the source of this 1293-nucleotide messenger RNA. RefSeq lists its product as uncharacterized. The coding region runs from base 1 to 1293 and encodes 430 amino acids. Gene Ontology annotation, biological process: proteolysis. Lineage: Eukaryota; Fungi; Ascomycota; Sordariomycetes; Hypocreales; Ophiocordycipitaceae. The record is from RefSeq and is a predicted model, not a curated record. Gene Ontology annotation, molecular function: aspartic-type endopeptidase activity. The transcript has 3 exons.